CACUGCUGGAGUGACACCAAUGGUUUGCUAAUGUCCAUCAUUUGCUAGAAAAAAUAAUGGCCUCGUCGUAUUAAAACACUAGUAUGUCGUCUGUACUCCAACUUUGCAUUGUUGCCGUUAACAGACCCGACCAUGUAAGCUCGUAGCUGGGGAUAUUCGUCUGUUACCGGAUAGCUGUGUAGCAUUAGUUUACCGGACAGCACGGUAGCUGGCUAACCGACGAUAACGUUGGACGAGGACAGCAGCAUAAGAUGACGGUUCGGAGCAGCAACAGAGAUCCUCGGAUACGUCCGGCUUUGCUCGCCAUCUUUCUGCUCAUUUUGAGUAAUCAUUUGGCGGAAUCAGCCUCUGAAUAUGACCCCUACAAAAUCCUGGGUGUCAGCAGGAGUGCCAGUCAAGCAGAGAUCAAAAGGGCAUACAAGAGCCUGGCCAGGGAAUGGCACCCAGAUAAGAACAAGGACCCGAAAGCUGAGGACAUGUUCAUCAAGAUUUCUAAGUCCUACGAGAUUCUGUCCAACGAGGAGCGAAGGUCCAACUUUGACCGCUAUGGGCAGAUGGAUGAAAACCAGCCCUUCGGACACUCGCAGCAUCACGGUUUCCGCAGCUUUCACAACAGUUUCUACUUUGAUGAGUCUUUUUUCCAUUUCCCCAGGUCCAGGGACUUUGCAGACAGCAAGUACAUGCUUCACCACGCACAGUUUAACAGUGAUGUCCUUCCAGACAGCCACAAGAGACCCUACCUGAUCAAAGUGACCUCUGAGUGGUGCUUUGCAUGUAUCCAUAUUGAGCCUGUGUGGAAGGAGACGGUGCAGGAACUGGAGCCUCUGGGUGUGGGCAUUGGCAUCGUGGACCUGGGCUAUGAGCGUCGCCUUGCCAACCAGCUGGGUGCUCACCGUGUUCCCUCCAUCAUUGGGCUUGUGAACGGAAGGGUGACCUUCUUCCACCAGGCUGUAGUUCGGGAGCACCUGCGACAGUUUGUUGAAGACCUGCUGCCUCAGAAACUGGUGGAGAAGAUCACCGAUAACAACUACCUGGCUUUUCUCGAUAGCUGGCAUGGUGAAAAUAAACCCAGUCUUCUCUUGUUUGACCAAGUUCCUGUUGUUCCCCUGCUCUACAAGUUAACAGCAUUCGCCUUCAGAAAUUAUGUGCGCUUCGGCUUCGUGGACCAGGGCGAGACACACAACAGUCGCCUCCUGCGGCAGUUCAACAUAAACACGUACGCUCCCACCAUGCUGCUGUUUAAGGAGGACACAGAGAAGCCUGUUGACAUCAUUCAGGCCAGAGGGAUGAAAAGACAAAUCAUGGACGAGUUUGUGUCCAACAACAAGUUCCUGCAGGUGCCACGAUUGGUCAGCCAGCAGCUUUUUGAUGAGCUAUGUCCCGUAAAGCAGUUCCACCGACGGAGGAAGUACUGUGUGCUGCUAAUCACAGGGGAGGACCAAGCCUUCCUUCCAGGAAAUAAGGCCUUCCUGGACUUUGCCACAACUAAUAAAAAAGAGGUGCUACGGUUUGCAUACGUCUACCAGCGUCACCAGCAGCCUCUCUGUCAGGCGCUGCUCCUCAACCAGGCUGCACUCUCAUCUCAGGUGGUGAUUCUGGAGAGGCGGAGCCAGGCUGGUAAGGUCCUGUACCGCUCUGUGAGUGGAGGCUGGAACGGCAGCGAAGAAGACAAGUAUCGCCUCCACGAGCAGCUGGAGCUCCUUCAGAAAGAUCCCACCUAUCUGACCUCAGAUGCCACCUUGCCAGAGCUCAACAACGAGAUGGCCCCUAUUUUUAUUAUUCAGUGGAUGAAUGCUGCUUAUGAUUAUAUCAUUCAAAUCUAUGAUGACCUUCUCUACUCAAACUGGCGAGAGAUGAUGCCCAUCCUGUCCUUGAUCUUCUCAGCUCUCUUCAUUCUUUUUGGCACUGUCAUCAUUCAGGCAUUCAGUGAGCCAGGUGAGAGCAAACCCCGACAACCGAAGCCAAAGGAGCAAACACAAACUGAGAAUGAUGCAUCAAACAGAACAAGUACCUCGAGCCGUCCUCCAAAGAAAGACUUUGUGGAAGUGACAGAGCUGACAGACAUCACAUACAUAAGUAACCUGGUGAAGCUGAGGCCUGGCCACAUCAAUGUUGUACUGGUGCUCACCAAUGUUUCCAAGAAUGCUUUGCUCAGGAAAUUUGCCAAGGAGGUUUUCUCUUUCUCUGGAACUCAGACCCUCCACUUCUCCUUCCUCAACGCUGAUAAGCACCGCCACUGGAUGCCAUCGCUCCUUCGCUCAGCCAGUGACGCUGCAUGGAGUGAGAGCCAUUCGGAUGACGACGAGGAGUCUUCAGACUACUCUGGCCAUGUCCUGGCCCUCAACGGCUACAAGAAAUAUUUCUGCAUCUUUAGACCCGUCUUCACAGGAGACGACCCCAACGACUCAUCAUCUGAGACCUCAUCCACCUCUGACAGGAGAAAGUCCCGCUCCAGGUCCAGGUCUAGCUCCCACUCUCGAUCCCGAUCCCAUUCCAGGGAGGACAGGGCCGGAUCCAAGAGAGGCUCCAGCAGGGCCACUCACAUAGAAGUUCAUCACAAGCUUGACAGGCUGGGACUGUGGAUGGAGAGGCUAAUGGAGGGGACCCUGCCCAGAUUACAGGUCCCUGCAUGGCCCGCACUUGACGAUACCGCCAACAACUCCUUCACAGAGAGCUGAGGUCAAAGUAAGAAAAGUUACACUUUGCGGUCUUGCCUCCUGCUUAAAUAAUUUAGCACGAAAGCUGCAGAGCGAUGUUGCAGUUUUCAAAUAACUAUUUAGGUAUUCUUUCGCAGUUUAGGUUGCCACUGAACUGUUGCAGCCCGUUUACAGAAUGUCCUAUUUUAACCGUUAGUGUGGAGCAGAUGGAUAUUGAUUAUUUAGAGAAGUCAACACAUACACACACUCAGGUGGUGGGUGUUGUUAGCAACAAACUACACCUUUCAAAAGAGUGUUGCGAUUGCAUAAUGCAAAUUUUCAUAUUGCUUUAUUUGUCCACAUUAACAUCCACGUAGAGUCGGUAUGCAUCAUGGCACAGACGUCGGCUGUUUGGCUGUUGUUAGCUCUGUGUGCCAUCAAUGUGUGAGCACCUCAAAUUAACACCAGGCCCAUGUGUUAUUAUCCUCUCCUUUAACUGCUGUCUCUAUGCAUUCAUUAGGUGACGUCAUAGAGCAUGGGAAAACCAUCAUGUUUUGUUGCUAUUUUUGCUCUACUUCAUACUUUAAACCACAUAAAGCAUCUAGCUUCAAGCCUGAACACAUCUUUACAAUUGACAGCCGUCUAUACAGUUUGAUGUUUAGGAUUAUAAGUGAGUGGUACUUAGAAAUCGAACUAUGCCUUUUUGCCUUGUUUAUAACUUCUCGAUUGGGGCAGAUUUUGACCUUUUCUCUUUUUUUAAAUUCUCUGCAGUUUUCCGAAUCAGGGAAAAAACAAUAAAUCCGAUAUUAUACUGUAAACCACAGCAAAUGCUAAUGCAUGGAAUUAGUAGACCAAAAAUCACUAAUAAAUGAGUAGUAAAUUGACACUGGCAUUUUUUAUGUUUCACCUCCUCUGUUGUAUCCCCUCUCCCUUUAAUUUAAUAAUGUGCUGCUUCACAGUUUGCAGUAUACUGCAACUCAAAGUAAUAUUUUUUUUUUUCUUGUGUGUCCUUUUGAAUUUCCUUUAUGUCCAAAUCUAACUGUAAGAAAUGAAAUGUGACUAUUAAAAGAAACUCCUUUUUAAAGCUGUUUAUUUAUUAAAAUGUGUGGAUAAGUA
Stegastes partitus (bicolor damselfish) is the source of this 3752-nucleotide messenger RNA. Its product is annotated as dnaJ homolog subfamily C member 16-like. NCBI's taxonomy places the organism in Eukaryota, Metazoa, Chordata, Actinopteri, Pomacentridae. The coding region runs from base 252 to 2678 and encodes 808 amino acids. The record is from RefSeq and is a predicted model, not a curated record. The transcript is spliced from 15 exons.